AUGGCUCACCUAACUACUAAAUCCAAAACUACGGCUCCCUCAACUACUAAAUCCACAACUACCGCUCGCUCUACUACUAAAUCCACAACUACAGCUCCCUCAACUCCUAAAUGCACUGCUAUGGCUCACCUAACUACUAAAUCCAAAAAUAUGGCUCGCUCUACUACUAAAUCCACAACUACAGCUCCCUCAACUCCUAAAUGCACUGCUAUGGCUCACCUAACUACUAAAUCAAAAACUACGGCUCCCUCAACUACUAAAUCCACAACUACGGCUCCCUCAACUACUAAAUCCACAACUACAGCUCCCUCAACUCCAAAAUGCACAGCUAUGGCUCACCUAACUACUAAAUCCAAAACUACGGCUCCCUCAACUACUAAAUCCACAAGUACAGCUUGCUCAACAACAAACUCCACAACUACAGGCCCCUCAGCUAUAAACUUUACAAAUACAGCUGCCUUAAACACAAACUCUACAAAUACAGAUCCAUCAACUACAAACAUUACAACUACAGCUUCCUUAACCACAAACUCAACAAAUACAGAUCCAUCAACUACAAACAUUACAACUACAGCUCCCUCAACCACAGACUCCACAAAUACAGAUCCAUCAACUACAAACAUUACAACUACAGCUCCCGCAAUCACAAAUGACACAACUGCAACAAAUAAAAAUAUCACAAAUCAAGAAUCUACAUACAAUACAAAUGGAAUUGCAACAACCAGAAACUCCACUACUACAGCUUCCUCAAACACAAACCUUACAACUACAGCUCCCUCAAAUACAAACUCCACAACUAUAGCUCCCUCAACCACAAACUCCACAAAUACAGAUCCUUCAACUACAAACAUUACUUCAGCUCCCUCAACCACAAAGUCCACAAAUACAGAUCCAUCAACUACAAACAUUACAACUACAGCUCCCUCAACCACAGACUCCACAAAUACAGAUCCAUCAACUACAAACAUUACAACUACAGCUCCCGCAAUCACAAAUGACACAACUGCAACAAAUAAAAAUAUCACAAAUCAAGAAUCUACAUACAAUACAAAUGGAAUUGCAACAACCAGAAACUCCACUACUACAGCUUCCUCAAACACAAACCUUACAACUACAGCUCCCUCAAAUACAAACUCCACAACUAUAGCUCCCUCAACCACAAACUCCACAAAUACAGAUCCUUCAACUACAAACAUUACUUCAGCUCCCUCAACCACAAACUCCACAAAUACAGCUCCCUCAAACACAAACCUUACAACUACAGCUCCCUCAAAUACAAACAUCACAACUACAGCUCCCUCAACCACAAACUCAACAACUACAGCUCCCUCAACCACGAACUCAACAGCUACAGCUCCCUCAACCACAAACUCCACAAAUACAGAUCCCUCAACUACAAGCAUUACAACUUCAGCUCCUGCAACCACAAACUCCACAAAUACAGCUCCCUCAAACACAAACCUUACAACUACAGCUCCCUCAAAUACAAACAUCACAACUACAGCUCCCUCAACCACAAACUCAACAACUACAGCUCCCUCAACCACAAACUCAACAACUACAGCUCCCUCAACCACAAACUCAACAACUACAGCUCCCUCAAUUACAAACUCCACAAAUACAGAUCCCUCAACUACAAGCAUUACAACUACAGCUCCCUCAACCACAAACUCAACAACUACAGCUCCUUCAACCACAAACUCAACAACUACAGCUCCCUCAACCACAAACUCCACAAAUACAGAUCCCUCAACUACAAACAUCACAACUACAGCUCCCUCAACCACAAACUCCACAAAUACAGAUCCCUCAACUACAAGCAUUACAGCUCCCUCAACCACAAGCUCCACAAAUACAUAUCCCUCAACUACAAACGUAACAACUACAGCUCCCUCAACCUCAAACUGCACAACUACAGCUCCUUCAACUACAAACAUUACAACUACAGCACCCUCAACCACAAACUCCACAAAUACAGCUCUCUCAAACACAAACCUUACAACUACAGCUCCCUCAAAUGCAAACUCCACAACUACAGCCGCCUCAACUACAAACAUUAGAACUACAACUCCCUCAACCACAAACUCAACAACUACAGCUCCCUCAACCACAAACUCAACAACUACAGCUCCCUCAACCACAAACUCAACAACUACAGCUCUCUCAACCACAAACUCCACAAAUAUAGAGGCCUCAACUACAAACGUCACAUCUACAGCUCCCUCAACCACAAGUUCCACAAAUACAGAUCCUUCAACUACAAACAUUAAAACUUCAGAUCCCUCAACCACAAACUCCACAAAUACAGAUCCCUCAACUACAAGCAUUACAACUUCAGCUCCCGCAACCACAAACUCAACAACUACAGCUCCCUCAACCACAAACUCAACAACUACAGCUCCCUCAACCACAAACUCAACAACUACAGCUCCCUCAACUACAAACUCAACAACUACAGCUCCCUCAACCACAAACUCCACAAAUACAGAUCCCUCAACUACAAACAUCACAACUACAGCUCCCUCAACCACAAACUCCACAAAUACAGAUCCCUCAACUACAAGCAUUACAGCUCCCUCAACCACAAGCUCCACAAAUACAUAUCCCUCAACUACAAAUGUAACAACUACAGCUCCCUCAACCACAAACUGCACAACUACAGCUCCUUCAACUACAAACAUUACAACUACAGCACCCUCAACCACAAACUCCACAAAUACAGCUCUCUCAAACACAAACCUUACAACUACAGCUCCCUCAAAUGCAAACUCCACAACUACAGCCGCCUCAACUACAAACAUUAGAACUACAACUCCCUCAACCACAAACUCAACAACUACAGCUCCCUCAACCACAAACUCAACAACUACAGCUCCCUCAACCACAAACUCAACAACUACAGCUCUCUCAACCACAAACUCCACAAAUAUAGAGCCCUCAACUACAAACUUCACAUCUACAGCUCCCUCAACCACAAGCUCCACAAAUACAGAUCCCUCAAUUACAAACAUCACAACUACAGCUCCCUCAACUACAAACUCCACAAAUACAGGUCCCUCAACUACAACUACAACUCCUUCAACCACAAACUCCAUAAAUACAGAUCCCUCAAAUACAAACAUUACAACUACAGCACCCUCAACUACAAACUCCACAAAUACAGGUCCCUCAACUACAAACAUUACAUCUACAGCUCCCUCAACCACAAGCUCCACAAAUACAGAUCCCUCAACCAGAAACAAUACAACUACAUCUCCUUUAACCACAAACUCCAUAAAUACUUAUCCCUCAACUACAAACUCCACAAAUACAGAUCCCUCAACUACAAACUCCACAAAUACAGAUCGCUCAACUACAAACUCCACAAAUACAGGUCCCUCAAUGACAAACAUUACAUCUACACUUCCCUCAACCACAAACUCCAUAAAUACAUAUCCCUCAACUACAAACAUUACAACUACAGCUCCCUCAACUACAAUCUCCACAUCUACAGAUCUUUCAACUAUAAACUCCACAAUUACAUAUACCUCAACUACAAAAUAUACAACCACACUCUCCACAACUGCAGCAAAUAAAAAGAUCACAAAUAAUGAAUCUACAUAUAUUAUAAAUGUAGUUGCCACAACCACAAACUCCACAACUACAGCUCCCUCAUCUAAAAACUCCACAACUACAGCUACCUCAACCACCUCGAACUCCAGAACCGCAGACUCCACAAUUACAGUUCUGUCAACAUCAGAGACAUAUGUCAUAACUUUCUCACUGAGAAUAAUUGAAAAUUUUGACUUGGAACUUGUCAACAUCUCUAGUGAGAAGUACCAGAAAUAUAGAAAAAUAAUUGGAAAUUCAAUUAACAAAGGUUACAGCAGUGUAUCUGCCUACAAGAUUAAUUCUGUGGCUGUAACUGGGUUCAGGCCUGGCAGUGUGAUCGCAGAUUUCAAUAUUAGUUCAACAAGUACCUACCUUGAUUUGGUAUCAGCAAACCAGCAAGUAGUCGCCAGUCUCCGAGAACAGGGAUUUAAUAUAAGCGAUGAUGCACUCAGUAGAACUGUUAAAGAUGGGCUGUAUGAAAACAAACGCCAAAUAUAUCCUCAGAACGAUCUGCCACUAUCUUGUAAAACGGCAAAUGGCACCAUAACAUGGAUAAAGGAUGGGAACAAACUGGAGCCAUCGAAUAAAUAUAUAAUAAAUAAAACUUCACUAGUUGUGAAAAACACUACUCCAAAUGACACUGGUGUAUAUGAAUGCAUAACAACAGAGAACUCAAUGCCUUACAUUGUCUGGCAAAGCAUUAUGAUUCCAGAUCCCAAUAUUCAAGUAAACUUUUCAAAAGUUAUAACAUGUAGCAGCAAAGUAACACUACAAUGUUGUGUGCAGCAGAGCUAUAGUGUGACAUGGAUCACACUUUCCAGUGAGGCUUGCAGUGAAUCAGUGCAAGAAAAUGGCUGCAUAUACUGUGACUACAGCAUCAAUGAAAAUGAGUGUCGAGUGAGGGACCAAAACUUGACGAUCACAUGUAAACUCACUGAAAGUGAUUACUCCAAGAGCUUCAGUGUAGCUGCAGUCAACAAACAAUUUACCUGCUUUGACAAUAGCUCUAACAAUGCAUUUGGUGCUGGAUAUAAGGGAGACAACAAAACUGGUGAAUGUAAUGGAGACAUGAUUGGUUAUCAAAUAGCUCAGUGUAAUGCAUUGGGUUACUGGAUGGUUAAUUAUGACAACUGUAUCACACGAGACAUUAAAUAUUUAAAAGACAGAUCAAAGAAUUUAUUAAUCACAGACCUGCCAAUAUUUGCACACGAUGUAAGCAAUACUGCAAUUGAAAAAGCUUCAGAGAUAACAAAGUCUUAUGCAACCAUCUUAACAAUUGUUGAGCUACUAAAAACCAUUGCUGAUCUCUCACAAACAAUUAUUGUUAGUGAAGCGAUUAUGACAGAUUUUUUGAAGACGCUGGAUGUCAUUGGAUCAAAUGAUGCGAAGGAUGCAUGGUUGUUUUUAAACAGCAACAUUACAACUAUGGCAAAGAGCUCUGAACUUCUGGACUCUACUGAGAAAAUUACACGCAGACUCCAUGAUGAAAGCUUCAACAUAUCAACAAAUUUUACCUCUCUCCAAAAAUACAGUAACAUUUCUAACCAAUUUAAUGGAAUGUUUGGCAAAAAUUCAACUACUCAAAUAAGUAUUCCAAGGAUUACUACACAGACAUCCCUCACAGUUAUCAUUUCUUCAGUUCUUAACAACAUCUUACCUGUUCGAAAUCUGACCUACAAUGACAGCAGUCAGAAUGGCACCAAGAUCAAUGGAGAUGUAGCUGUGAUUGAGACAAACUCAACAAUUAACAACAUCUCUCUCUCUUUUACUAUUAAAAAUAAGACAUUGGGAAAACCUCAGUGUGUCUUUUGGAACUUUAGUUUUCUGAAUGGUGUUGGUGGAUGGGACUCGACUGGAUGUCAAUUAAAGCUAUUAGGGAAAGAACCUGAAAGAUACACAUGUGAGUGCAAUCACACAACCUCUUUUUCAAUCCUGAUGUCACCAUUUACGCUGGAUAAAGUCCAAGCCAUAAUCUUAGACUAUAUAACCUACAUCGGUGUUGGCAUUUCAAUGGGCAGCUUGGUUUUGUGCCUCAUCAUUGAAAUCAUCAUAUGGAAAUCAGUGAGAAGAAAUGACACAUCCUUCAUGCGCCAUGUCUCCAUAGUCAACGUCGCUGUCUCCCUUUUGAUUGCAAACAUUUGCUUCAUCAUUGGAGCAGCUGUUGUUAAACAAGAGCGUCCCUGCAGUGCAGUAACAUUCUUCAUGCACUUCUUUUAUCUUGCCCUUUUUUUCUGGAUGUUACUAUCAGCUCUUUUGCUCCUCUACCGCACCCUCAUGGUCUUUUCCAGAAUGACCAGAGGAGCAAUGAUAGCCAUAGGCUUCACUGUCGGUUAUGGAGCCCCGUUAAUCUUAGCUGUCGUUACUGUGGCAUCUACAGCUGGAGGCAAAGGAUACAUUCAACAAGAUUACAAUUGUUGGCUGAACUGGAAUAAAACAAAGGCUCUCCUGGCAUUUGUGAUUCCUGCUCUGACGAUUGUAGCUAUAAACCUCCUGGUGCUUAUUGUGGUUCUAUGUAAGAUGUUGAGGAGAGGAGUUAAUGCUUCCACUCAGCCAGAUGAGAAACAUCCCCUAGUCAUCAUUGCAAGAUGUGUGGCGAUUUUAACACCUCUCUUUGGUCUAACGUGGGGAUUUGGCAUUGGGACCUUGGUGUCAGGGAACUUUGGAGUUCACGUGGUGUUCGCAUUCCUUAAUUCACUGCAGGGUUUCUUUAUUUUGUUGUUUGGAACAUUAAUGGAUCCUAAGGUCCGAGAAGCACUAGCAGAAAAGAUGUCACUGACAAACCUUAGCUCUAUUCACACCCGGAGUACAAACGUGGGAUCAUCUUCAGGUGGAUUUCCUUUCAUACAAAAGCUACGGAACAGAAAUGCUCACAAUGUAUCGGAAGCCAGAGUUUUGACCACAUCUUCAAGCAACUAGGACAGUUUCUAGUAGAUAAGCUACUAUAGCUGAAAUUGUGGAAAUUGCAUACUUCACUAUUAUCCGAAGCUAUGAACAAUUAAGGCAGGACACAACUGAGCAGGUAAAAAUUAAGAUUAAGAACCAUGGCACUUUGGCUGUGCUGUGAUUUAAACUGGCAUCCUUCUGUAGAUCAAAGUCCUGACAAAGUUCCAGUUGAACAAGUAGCAAACUUUAUUGUGAAAUUUUGUUAGUUGUCGCUUUUUAACCGGAUUAAUUGUAAUAUAAACAAAGCAUAACACAAUACUUCACUUUACAUCCCAUUCUGCCUACUCCCAGUCAAACAGUUAACAUUGUUGUCUUACACUUAUAAUAAAAGUUGCCAAAAUUUAAGCGUAUGCUGAAAUUUUAGUUUUUGGUUCACAAAUGAAGCACUGAAGGAAAUCAACUUUUUUAUUACCCCUGCACCUCUGUCAAUAAUCAUUCUGAAUACUGCAACAUAUCUUUUAAUACUUUUAGUAAACCAACUCAUUUUCAACUGUUCAUUCUACUUAAUUUACUUUGACAUAAUUAUGUUACAUUUAACAUUUGUCCUUCUUACAUUGCCAGAAACUAACAAAUAAUUGUUC
This is a messenger RNA of Tachysurus vachellii, 7115 nucleotides long. RefSeq names its product mucin-2-like. Gene Ontology annotation, biological process: G protein-coupled receptor signaling pathway; cell surface receptor signaling pathway. Gene Ontology annotation, cellular component: membrane. Bases 1 to 6507 code for a protein of 2168 amino acids. The record is from RefSeq and is a predicted model, not a curated record. NCBI's taxonomy places the organism in Eukaryota, Metazoa, Chordata, Actinopteri, Siluriformes, Bagridae. The transcript has 14 exons. Gene Ontology annotation, molecular function: G protein-coupled receptor activity.